AUGUCCGACACCUGCCGCAUCUGUAAGCAGAACAUCAGUGACUGCUCGUGUGCCGUCAAGAUGGCUUACGACAACUGCCCAAUCUGCCGCCAGAACAUCAGCGAUUGUUGUUGUGCGGUCAAGAACCAACUUGCCUCCGACACUUGUCCGAUCUGCCGUCAGAAUAUCAGCGAUUGCUGCUGCGCCGUCAAGAACAGCAAGGCUGUCUCGGACAACUGCCCGAUCUGUCGCCAGAACAUCAGCGAUUGUUGCUGCGCGGUGAAGAAUCAGCUUGCCUACGCCUGCCUUGCGUACGACACCUGCCCCAUCUGCCGCCAAAACAUUAGCGAUUGCUGCUGUACCGCCAAGAACGGUCUGCAACAUGCUGGUGUGUGCGUGUAA
This is a messenger RNA of Zymoseptoria tritici IPO323, 381 nucleotides long. RefSeq lists its product as uncharacterized. The record is from RefSeq and is a predicted model, not a curated record. Bases 1 to 381 code for a protein of 126 amino acids. The transcript is spliced from 3 exons. NCBI's taxonomy places the organism in Eukaryota, Fungi, Ascomycota, Dothideomycetes, Mycosphaerellales, Mycosphaerellaceae.